Molecule: messenger RNA, 2079 nt
Organism: Closterium sp. Naga37s-1
Lineage: Eukaryota; Viridiplantae; Streptophyta; Zygnematophyceae; Desmidiales; Closteriaceae
Source: the annotation of a GenBank genome assembly
AUGUCAGCUCUCGCUCGCCAUCUGAAAGUCCGCUGCGAUUUCUUCUCGAGUCUGCUCGACGACCGUCCGUUGCCGAUCGGCGAGGUGUCCUCCUCCGUGCUCGCCGCAUCAUGCCAGCGCAUCCAAUCUCCUCAAGACGGUUCCGCCAGAAUAACACCAGACGCCACUGAAACCGAAAAGGGCCUUCUCAUGCUCGUCACAGCCGAUUUUCCAGGCCUCCAGGUGUGCAAUUCCGAGGGCGUCUGGUCGCCGGCGGACCAGGGCGUGCCGCCGGGAAGCCUGCUGCUGCUGGCCGGCCGUUGCCUCCAUCGCACCACGGCCGGCCUCUGCCCCGCCUCCACCUACCGCGUGCUGCCGCCCGCCUCCUCGGGAACCACCAGGUGCGCGCUCUCGUUCCGCCUCAUGCCGCGCCCAUCCGCGGUGAUCGACUGCGCCGUGCUGGCGCACGCGGGCCACGCCGUGCCCGCGGCCAUGCGCGAGAGUGUGUGCGCGGGGGCCUUCAUGGACGCGCUGGCCCCGUCCGCCUCCGCCGCUGACCUGGGAGGCGCUGACAGAGAAUCCAGCCUGGCGGUCUCGUGCAAGCUGGAGAAGUCUUCUCUUGCGUCCAUGGUCUCCGACCCUGUCUCGGGGUCGCUGCUAGAGGAUGCGAUGGUGGCCCAGUGUGGGCAUUCCUUCGGCGGAGCAACACUCGCAAGAGUCAUGGACUCGAUGGUGUGUCCAUACUGCAUGGCGCCUGUUGACGUCAUGGCGCUCAUUCCCAACCUCGCUGUGAGGUCCGUGGCAUCAUGUUUUGGAAAAGGCCUGCCGCACCACACAGGGGUGGGGGCUGGGCCGAGCGCAAAGCCGCACAAGAGGAAGCGUGACAAGGAGCACACUGGGGAGGGCAAGCUGUUGCCAGAUGGCUCCAUGCCCCAACCAAUCAAGCGCCGCCCCAAGCCUGAGGACUCGGGCCUUCUUGGAUCCCCUGAUGCUGAAGGGGGAGGCCGCCUGAGAGGCGUCCAGUUCCCAUUCUCUGUGAACGAAAAGGUCCUCAUAAAGGGAAAUAAACGAACGCCUGAGAAGUUCUUUGGCAAGGAGGCUGUGAUCACCUCGCAGUGCCUCAACGGCUGGUAUCUCGUGCGAGUGCAGGACUCGGGGGAAAGCGUCCGUCUGCAGUAUCGCUCUCUCCAGAAGUGUGAUGGAUCGCCGGUGGAAGGCAAGUAUGAGGCUCACCAUGCCAGCACAGCAGAAGCACAGGCGGAGGAAGCAGGAGCAGGCGGGGACGACAACAGCUGGUGGGGCGAGGGGGGUGAGAAGCGCAUGAUGGGUGAACCAUCCGCCUCUCAGCCAAUGAUGGGCGAGAUGUCAGCCUCUCAGCCAAUGAUGGGCGAGAUGUCAGCCUCUCAACCAAUGAUGGCAGCCACCUGGCAAUGCUGGUCACCGCUUAUGGAAGGUCGUGCAGCCAUGCUGACCUCACCGCCGCCGCCCAGCAGUCAUGCAGCAAUGAUGAGCCCGCCGCCGCCCAUGGGCGGGCGGCCUUCCAGUGUGGCGGAAUCGAGCUGUUUCGAUGCGGCUCAGAACCAGCAGGAUGGUCACCGGGCAGUGCCGAUGCUGAGUGGGGAGGCAGGGGGUGGGCUUUCUGGGAGUGGGGAGGCAGGAAGGGGUGGGAAUGAAGCGCUGGUAGGUUCGGGGUUGGGGGUGUUGCCUGGGCAUCAGCAUGAGCAGCAGCAGGGGGGGUCUCUUCUGGCCCAGGGGACGCAUGCACUGAUUGCUGCAGCUGCAGCUGUGGAAGCAGAGUGCAGGGGGGAAGCGACUGGUGGGGAUGGUGAUGGUGCUGGUUCUGGUGGCGGUAAGGCUCCCCUUGUUACCAGUGGAGGGCAAUACAGGGGCACACAGGGCAGCAAACAUGGGGCCGGGGCGGGUCGGUCGGGCAGUGUGGCUGAUAGACGUCUGUCGGACCAGCAAGGGCCGCUGCCUCUGUGGAUGUCACCUGACACUGCCACCACGAUUUUGCACCAAGCGAUAUCCGAUGCUGGCAAUGCUGGCAGUGUGGAGCGUGGUGGUGGGGAGUUGGGAGCGGUGAACAAUCAGGCUGGCUAG